GCACCCCCCAAGCCCCGCCCGGCGCUGAGGGUCUCACCUGCUGGCCCGGCCCGCGGCGCGACCCCCGCCCCGCCCGGCACCGCCACCACGGCCGCCUCCCGCAGCCUUCCGGCACCGUCCGCGGCGCAGGCGCUCGGGAUCCUUCCCGGAGCCGCCCCGUCCCUUCCUGCCCCCGCCGGAAGCGGCCGCAGCGCCCGGGAUGGCGGCGGUCGGCGGUGGCCGCGGGGCGGGCGGCAGCGGGGUAUAGCGUUGGGUUCGUCGCCAUGCCCAAGUACUACGAGGAUAAGGAGGAGGACGGGCGCGCCUGCAGCGGCGUGAGGGAGGACCUGCGGCAGUGCCUGAUGGAGAGCCCCUGCGUCCUGCAGGAAAACAAAAGCCCUAAACAGUGCUUGCGGGAAGGACACUGUAGGAGUUUGCAAGUGACAUUCUUUGCAUGCAAAAGAUCAAUGUUGGAUACCAGGGCAAGAUUCAGAGGAAGGAAGGGAUACUGAAAUCCUCAUCAAGAGACCUAGCCAUGGGAAUUUGGGGUUCAUCAGAACUCUACACAAAACAGAGACUAAAGUAAGAAGAUGGUACCUGCUGCAUCCUUUCAUGUAGUGUUUUCAUGGAAGGUAUCUAUUCCUGAGUAUUCUGACAGAUUGACCUAAAUGUGCAUUUAAAUGUUGAAAAAGAAGGCAAGCAUAAAGCUGCAAAUUCUGGCCAAAAUGGGUACCUGUCAUGUACUUGCAAUAAAAAUGUGAAAUCCAGAACAAGCUGCAGAAGUUAUCAUUCCAUUUUGAAGUGAAGUUGUCUUUUGUGACUUUGCCGUAAAUUCUGAUAAUCUUUUACUAUUAGAAAUAAUACAAGGUAUGGAACUGGAAGUUCACUUGAUGUGUUGAGGAAGAGUUUCCUUAGUAGAUGAGUAUCUCAGAGGGUUUCUCAGAAUAGAGCUAUUUUCAGAGAUGAGGAGCUGACCAAGGUUGCAAAAUGUGUGUACAAGCUGCUUCCUCUCCAGUAGAUUUGCUACCCAAUAAACCUGUAAUAGAUGGGAGUGGUGGUGUUUUUCAGUCUCACACUGCUAAGGAAUUGGGAUUUGUGGGAGUAAGAAGCAUUAAAUAAUGCUUAAACCAUGA
Molecule: messenger RNA, 1112 nt
Organism: Parus major (Great Tit)
Lineage: Eukaryota; Metazoa; Chordata; Aves; Passeriformes; Paridae
Product: cytochrome c oxidase assembly factor 5
Exons: 3
Coding region: 264-491 (75 amino acids)
Biological process (GO): mitochondrial respiratory chain complex IV assembly
Cellular component (GO): mitochondrion
Source: RefSeq, a predicted model, not a curated record